This is a messenger RNA of Ictalurus furcatus (blue catfish), 2259 nucleotides long. Its product is annotated as probable G-protein coupled receptor 132. Gene Ontology annotation, cellular component: membrane. The transcript is spliced from 4 exons. The record is from RefSeq and is a predicted model, not a curated record. Gene Ontology annotation, biological process: G protein-coupled receptor signaling pathway. NCBI's taxonomy places the organism in Eukaryota, Metazoa, Chordata, Actinopteri, Siluriformes, Ictaluridae. The coding region runs from base 444 to 1385 and encodes 313 amino acids. Gene Ontology annotation, molecular function: G protein-coupled receptor activity.
AAACUUCAUGAACUUUCACAUAAAAAUGACAGUACAAAUGGGGACUGGGUGUCACAUGGGAAAUGAAAGUAGAAUGAGGGUGUUUCGCUUGUCUCUCAGCAGCCCUUCCGUCGGUGUGAACAGUUUGGCCAAACUCGUAUCCCUCGAAUGUGUUUUUGUUCUUGAGGAGAAAGGCCCCAGGAUGUGGCUGCUCAAAGGCAGUAGAAGUGGCUUCCUGCUGGGGGAAAUGAUCAAAAAUUUCAGACAAGCCCCUCAUGGAGGGAUGAAUUAUGCACUCUGACUCUCACAGGUCUUUGCACACUGAGCACAGUCUCCCAUCAUAGGCAGAUGUAAGGGUCAACACAUGCACUGCAUGGACAGCUGGAACGUUUAGAGCCCGGCGGUGUGAACAGCUAAAUGUUCAACCCUUCAAAUGUCUUUCACGUGGGAAUGUCAUAGAAAUCAUGUUUAUGAACCUGACAAAUGGAAGCUGCCACAUUCCACUGGAGACAGAUCGGGUUGGACUAACCUACAUCUACAGCCUAGCUUUCUCUCUGGGUCUGCCAGCAAAUCUGCUUUCACUGUGGGGACUUUACCAGCUGGGCCGCUCAAGCGGGGCUGGCACUCAGCUGGUUUAUAUCCUCAACCUCCUGCUCUCAGAUCUUCUUCAACUGCUCACCUUGCCUCUGUGGAUCCUCUAUCUUCAGAGAGAUCAUCGCUGGCCCUAUGGUUCCAUCGCAUGUCAGUUGGUGGGCUAUGUCUUCUACGUGAACGUAUAUGCAAGCAUCGCCUUUCUGUGUCUCAUAGCAAUGGACCGCUGUCUGGCCAUUGUAUACCCAUUAAGCAGCCGUCGUGUGAGGAAUGUACGGCUGUCUGCGUUCUCUGGAGUGGUCGUCUGGACUCUUGUGUUCCUGUUCUGUCUAAUUGGUCUCUACCCAUCUGUAUUUGAGCCCCAGGAGGGUUUGUGUCUGGAGCACUAUCCCGUCACUCCAAGAUACGCAUACUUUAAAAUAGCCACAGUGGUCCUGGGUUUCCUGAUGCCAUGCUCUAUACUUGGCUGCACUUCUGCCAGAAUCGGGAUAACACUCCACAACUCCCCCUCCAUCACUGAUCAUGAGCGCAACAAAAUUGUGGGCACCCUAACGGUCAUCACCAUCAUUUUCAUCGUGGUCUUCGGCCCCUAUCACAUGGUGGGCGGUUAUAGAUUCGUAGCGCUGCUUCUAACUGAAGACCAGUGUGCACUGGAACGCUCUAUCUACCUGUACUACAGGAUCUGCUACGGACUAACCAGUCUAAACACACUGUUAGAUCCCCUCUUCUAUAUUUUCCUUUGUCAGAAUGCUCGUCUUGAGCUCCAGAGAUCUCUCCCCUGCCUUGCAUGCUCACGUAGGUCUGAGGGUCCGUGACUUUUGACCCAGAAGAUGUGUAGUUGCCAGGGGCAGACUGGUUUCUUUGUGUUAAAAAAAAAAAAAAAGCCUGCAGGUUGUUUUUAUGAAGAAAAAAUAAAGAUGCUUAAAAGGCUUAUCUGGGGAUUUUUGAUUGAUGGCCUGUCAGAGCUCUGAUUGCAUCUGUUGUGUUACUGGGUCUGCUGGAAUGAGAGACAUACAGAUGCUACGUGUCAGGCAGUGAUAUGCAGUUCUAUGAUGACAACACCUUCAGCCAAGCAUGCAGGCUCUGAAACCAAAUAAAAAGUUUCAUGUUAGCAUGUAUGAAUUGUUCAAAUGUCUUAUGCGUCAUAUUCAGUAAAAUUUAUGCUCUUAAUCAGGCAGCAUUCUACAAAUAUUAUUCAUUUUUCAGACAUGUGCACAAACCGUACCGUUCCUAGGAGUGAAAAUGUGCAUGUACUUUAUUUACCAUAGUGGGGUUUUUUUUUUUUAGGAUUUCUAUACAUUUAUGAUUUUUAAACUACCUUUACCAAACUGAAAUAAAAUGUAUGGGGUUUUUUUUCAGUUUUCACGAGUCUUCUUCAAAUACGGUGUGUUCAGAGAUGUCGCUAUAGUGCUAGAGCUCGAGAUUUCAGUCUAGAGUUUUGCCUGGAACUGCCCAGGAGUUUAGUAGGAAUGUGAUUCAUGUGGAAUUAACUAAAUGUUAUUUGUUUAAACUUAGUAUGGUACUGUCGCUGGGAUGGGAUGCUGACUGCUAAAAUCUCUAAAACAACAAAAAAAAGAGAGAAAAAAUCAGUCAGAACAAUACAGUGAACGGUCCAUUAAGAGGCAAUGAAACUGUAUCCAAAUAGUGAUUACAGUGAGCGAGAACACACACACACACACACACACACAC